GCUCCUGCCGGCCCCAGCCCCUGACCCAGGACGGGCAGCAAUUGGGGGCAGGCUGAGGAAUCACGUCCACGUUUUGCUCCAGAUCGGCCCAGAAGACAAGGCAGGGUAAUGGCUGUGAUGAAGCCAGCUCAGGCAACAAACCCAUCACACAGCAUGUCAGCUGCCAAUGUGGCCAGCAAAAAGCCUCACAAGCAAAACCCCACCGACACCCCAGCUUUCUCUGUGCCAGAAGCAGACUCAGACCUUGCACAGAUGCGGGUGACCUUCGAGGAGGUGGCUGUGUAUUUCACCCAGGGGCAGGGGGCGCUGCUGGGCCCCACUCAGAGAGCCCUCUACAGGGACGUCAUGCAGGAGAACUACGAGAUUCUGGCAUCGCUGGAACUCCCCAUUUCCAAACCUGAGCUGAUUGCCCGGCUGGAACGCAGAGAAGAGCCGUGGGUCCCGGAUCUCCAGGCUGAUGAGGGAGGGGAGAGCCCGAGAGUUACCUGCACAGGUGACAGGACAGGGAGUGAGAACAAGGAGGAAUAUCAGGAGCAGGAAGGUCCUGGGAAAGUGGAGCUGCAGAAGACAUUCCUGAGAAGAGCUGAAGGGAGUUUUCCCCAGGGCUUGGAACAGGGAAGUGCCUGGGGAGAUCGACGCAGGUCAGAGAGGCAGAAGACACCAGAUGAAUUAAUUCCAAGUGGUAGAGGAUUGAAGGAUGCCAAGGAAAGCACAGUCCAGCAGACACGUCCCGAUGAAGAGAAACCCUACACAUGCCUUGACAGUGGAGAAAGUUUCGGGAGGGAGCCAAGUCGUAUUGUA
Molecule: messenger RNA, 801 nt
Organism: Pelodiscus sinensis (Chinese soft-shelled turtle)
Lineage: Eukaryota; Metazoa; Chordata; Testudines; Trionychidae
Source: RefSeq, a predicted model, not a curated record